CGGAUUUCGAAUUCUCCUGAGUAAAAUUGUAAGAAAAUAAAAGUUUUGGGAACGUUUAGUAAAUAACCCAAACUAAAGGGGUUGUUUACAAACGAAUUCUUCUACUUUUCCGGCGAAAUAGAAACCAAAAAAAGAAAGGCGAAGUCUUUGUGUUGUUGAUUCAUGUCUCCGACGAUGACAUCUUUACGAUCCCCCAGCUUCUCGCGUUUCACUUCCUCAAACUCUGCUUCGAUUUCUCACCCAGUUGAGAUCCGACAAUUACUGUAUUCAUGCAAUGGAUUCUACGGUCUGUCAUCUUCUAGCUCUUCCUCCUCCACUACUUCUUCUUCUUCUUCUAUCGGAAGACUAGUUUUCUCAUCAAGGAAACAGUUUCUCUCCGUAAAGGUCCAAGCGUUAGCUGCUGAAACCGGACAGCCAAAAUGGUGGGAGAAGAAAGCAGGGCCAAACAUGAUUGACAUUACCUCGACUGAACAGUUUCUGAACGCUUUAAAAGAUGCAGGAGAUAGAUUAGUUGUCGUAGAUUUCUAUGGAACUUGGUGUGGUUCUUGCCGUGCAAUGUUCCCAAAGCUAUGCAAAACGGCAGCAGAACACCCUGAAAUAUUAUUCCUUAAAGUAAACUUUGACGAGAACAAGUCUCUCUGCAAAAGCUUGAACGUCAAGGUGUUACCAUACUUCCACUUCUAUCGUGGCGCUGAUGGCCAAGUCGAAUCCUUCUCAUGCUCUCUUGCCAAGUUCCAGAAACUGAGGGAGGCGAUAAAGAGACAUAAUCUAGGAAAUUUCAGUGACUACUCUUCUUCAGUUUCUGAGAAUGUUGAAGAUUCAAGCGUAUAAUUAAUAUCUGAUUCUGAUUGAUCAAAGAUUCUUUUGUUUAAUGGCUUCCCUGUGUAUAUAUGUUAACUGCAUUUUGCAUAUGGUGCAUAAUAAUUUUUGUACAUAAACAAUACUCUAACUUCUAGUUCAUAUAAGCUCAUCUUUGAUAACA
Capsella rubella is the source of this 982-nucleotide messenger RNA. RefSeq names its product thioredoxin-like 2-1, chloroplastic. Lineage: Eukaryota; Viridiplantae; Streptophyta; Magnoliopsida; Brassicales; Brassicaceae. The transcript has 4 exons. Gene Ontology annotation, biological process: cell redox homeostasis. The coding region runs from base 163 to 831 and encodes 222 amino acids. The record is from RefSeq and is a predicted model, not a curated record.